Dioscorea cayenensis subsp. rotundata (Guinea yam) is the source of this 3164-nucleotide messenger RNA. RefSeq names its product WAT1-related protein At3g30340-like. Gene Ontology annotation, molecular function: transmembrane transporter activity. The record is from RefSeq and is a predicted model, not a curated record. Gene Ontology annotation, cellular component: plasma membrane. Lineage: Eukaryota; Viridiplantae; Streptophyta; Magnoliopsida; Dioscoreales; Dioscoreaceae.
UUCCUAUUCUAAUUGGCAACAAGUGCUAUUUGAUAAUUGAUUGUUUUAGUCGCUUAUAUUGAUGCUAUGGAGGGCUGUGUUGUGGAAUAGCAUAUUGUAGACUUUUUGUUCAUUCUUAUUUGUCGUAUGUAAACUUGUCAUGCUUUGUCAUUUUGAUGGGCAUAUAUGGUUAAUAAACAAAUAGUUUGGAGGACUAUGCUGUUAUCAUGCGGGUAAGUACAGAUGUGAUGAACAUGAGAGUAGACUUUUGCAUUUUGCAAGUUGCUAGAAGAGCACAUGAGAAUUUCAUUGAACAGAAAAUUUUUAUUGAUCAUUGAUGUGAGGAAGGGAAUUGUCUUACAUACUGUCUUUUUCUUUCUUGUGGCUAAACCUGCAUUUAGGAAAGAGAUGGCUUAACAUGAUCAACAUAUAUGAUUUAAAUUUAUUUAUUUCUUAUAACUUGGAUGAAAUAAUGCAAAGAUAUUUAACAGAGAUUUUAUUUUUUAUUUUUUUAUGUACAGAUACAUUUAUUAAUGCAUAGGACUUGCUAGUUUAAAUUCUAUGCUGGCAAAUAAUGUAAUUCUCACAUUGUUUAGAAAAAUGGAACCUUGCAUGGCAGCUAGAAGUGGCUGGAUAAAUUAUAAGACUUGUUAGGCAAUAUUAGGUGAGUAAUCUUCAAAUUGCUGGCAUUAGAUGCAUUUAUAAGGAUAUGGGUGUUAAAAAAAGAGCCCGGGCAUUAUUAUUAUUUAAUUAAGGGAUAUGUCUUUAACUCUCCAAAUCUCUUUAAUAUCAAAAUGAAAUAAUGAUGUCAGUUGUUAUUCCGAAGACUACAACCAUCAAGUUAAAGGUGUAAUAUCUAUAAAAUGCCGUUUAUUGUGUAAAGGACAUAUGCUUCUAGAAUCUAGAAUAAAGUGAUCCAAGUUCAUUUACUAAAAUGAUAUAAUUAUCAAAAUGAACACAUAUAUUGGUGGAGAGCUGUGGGAAAUAUAUAUUUGCUAAAAGGUUUUCACCAUUUGUGGAUAUCUAGUAAAAGUGCCAUUAGAAGGUACUCAGAGGCCUAAUUUUUAAUAAGAAUGACAGAUAGGGGAGAGUUAAAAGGCUUAGGCUAAAUUAAGCCAAUUAAGCUAAAAAGGAAUUCUUUUAAUUGGCCAACUAAAAUAGUAAGAGGACUAUGGCAAAUAAUCUACUUUAAAAGGGGGAAAUGUACCUGUUUGGAAGGAAUAAGGAAUUGGAAUGGAUGUAUGAGCAACAUUAGAGUAGUUUAUGGUUGGACUUUAGAGAAUAUAGUGGAAGAUAGGAGAAGCUUGUAAUUGUAAAGUGGUUUAUUGAUAUAUUUGGUGGGAAUCUGUGGGUCCGUAAGAGAUUUUAGAAUAGCGGAGUCAGAAUUUCAAUCGUGCUUCUAUUUAUUUGGUCAAACAAGAUAUAGAGGUCUAUUUCUUGAGGAUCUAUUUUAGGCUGUGAUGGGACUGUGAUUAAUUGUUAAGGUGGGAACUUUUUAGAGAAUUAAUUUUGUUCAUCUCUGAAUGCUCUAUUUUUUAAAUUUUUUCACAGGUACAACAAAUAGGAAACCUUGGAAAAGGCCAAAUUUAGCAUAAUAUCGUAAGCAGGAAGAAACGUUAGUACAAGAAUUAUCAUCUGUAUAUCAAUCGACCUUACACAGCUAGUAGUUUAACUAGAAAACUUGUGUUUAGCAUUUAUUCUUUUGCUUUCUGUACUUUCAUCAUACCAUCAUUAUUGUUUAUUUAUGGUUUUUAAAGUUCUCAGUGAUAAUAUCGUAAGUAGGAAGAAAGUUGUUUAUGCAGUAUUGGAGUUUAUUUUGUUACAGUUUUUCCUACUGGUUGUGAUCCUGAAUGAAAGUGAAUGCAGAACUCAACUAUCCCAAUGCAAUGUGAAUUGCCAGCUAUGAUGGAGUCAUGGAGCCAUAUCAUCUGAGCCUCACACUUUUCACAUUUUGCUGCAUGAGUUUCAUAUGUUCCUGGCCAACCGAUAGCAUCUAUGAUCUGCCUCAUUUCAGCUAUGAACACCAUGAUCAAGAAGGUGAUAGAUGAAGGCAUGAACAAGUUGGUUCUUAUCACUUUCAGGCAGUUGAUUGCCACUUUGGUGCUUACUCCCAUAGCCUAUUUCAGUGAGAGGAAAUCAAGACCUAAGAUGACGACUCAGAUUUUUGUUUAUCUAUUCUUUAGUGCCUUGUUUGGGGCCUCCUUAACUCAGUAUUUGUUUUUUCUUGGAAUGGAAUAUACAUCUGCAACCUUUGCUUGUGCCUUCCUCAACACAACUCCUGCUCUCACAUUUCUGAUUGCCGUAGGUUUCAGGUUGGAGACUCUGAAUUUGAAGAGCAAGACAGGGAUAGCCAAGAUGCUUGGCACUUUCAUGUGCGUCACUGGUGCAAUGCUGAUGACAUUCUACAAAGGCACAACAUUGAACAAAACAUCUCAUAUCCCGGUCCCAGUUCACCACCAUCAACCCACCACCAUUCAUGAGCACAGUUCUGAGAAAUGGAUGCUUGGCUCAAUGGCCUUGAUAGCUGGCAGCAUCAGCUGGUCCUCCUGGUUUGUAGUACAAACAAGGCUUGGCCACAAGUAUCCGGCCCUCUAUUCAUGCACCGCCAUCAUCUUCUUCAUCAGCUUCCUUCAAGCUGCCACACUAAGCAUAGUCACUGAACGCCACUUUUCUAUUUGGGCUCUAACAAAUAAAUACGAGAUCUUUGUCGUUUUGUUUGCGGGGCUUAUAGGAUCAGGAUUCGGGUUCUUGGCAAUGUCAUGGUGUGUGCAGAAAAGAGGACCUGUUUUCACAACCGCAUUCAGUCCAUUGAUACAAAUCAUUGUUGCCGGUGUCGACUUCUGUGUCCUACAUGGACCCCUCUACCUUGGAAGUGUUUUGGGGUCUGGCCUUGUGAUUGUAGGACUCUACUUCUUACUCUGGGGCAAGAGCAAUGAAGCUCAAUGUCCUCCUGUGAAACAAACACAAGAACUUGGUGAGGCACAGACAAUUGUGUGACAAUCUGAAUGAAUCCCUCAUCUCAAGUUUGUAUUUUGUAUUUGGUGUGUGGUUUUGAAAAGAGUUGUAAUCUUUAUUUAGUCUUUACUUUUGUUGCUUAGUAUAUAUUGCAUCAUCAGAAAUAUGUAAUUGUGUAAGUUCAUAUUAUUAAAAUCCACCAUCCAUGAACACAAUCAUCAAAUGUGAAA